CUCCGCCUAUAGGAAAUGUCUGAAGAUUCAGAUUUCACUACCCCGGAUGAAACAGGGCUUACCAAACCACAAAAAGUGGUUUUGUCUGAGGCUUGGAGCAUAAUAAAGGAAGACAUGGUAACACACGGUACAAACAUAUUUGUCCGUUUCUUCGAAGAGCACCCCAACUACUUGAGCUAUUAUGAUUUUUCACACGACUCGGAAGCUACCGAAUUGAUGGAAAACAAAUCGCUGCAUGCUCAUGCUUUGAACGUUAUGCAUCUACUCGGAGCAUUGAUCGAUUAUGGGUUCGAUAAUCCUGUUAUGUACAAAAGCAGUCUAGCGAAGUCUGUUAAAAACCAUAGAAGAUAUCACGUUACUAAAGCCGACGUGAAGAUAGUUUGUGGCGUAAUCACCACGUACUGUAUGCAGGCCUUAGAGGAUCACAGUUCUGAAAUGUUAGUCUCAGCUUUUGCAGCAUUCAUGGAUAGUAUUAUUGCUGCCUAUGAUUAACCGGUUUCGA
Molecule: messenger RNA, 502 nt
Organism: Toxorhynchites rutilus septentrionalis
Lineage: Eukaryota; Metazoa; Arthropoda; Insecta; Diptera; Culicidae
Product: globin-like
Exons: 4
Coding region: 16-492 (158 amino acids)
Molecular function (GO): oxygen binding; heme binding
Source: RefSeq, a predicted model, not a curated record